GUUGUGUAGAUCUACAGUAAGCUCCCUUUUCCUGUCGCGAAGCGCCCGGUGAGGUUGCUGCACACGUUUUCUGUGGCCCUAUUUCAGCAAACCUGGAUUUUAUAACCUUUCAACGAGAACAAACACACGAUAACAACAUUUCCAGAACGACAUAAAUUGACAGCUCCCUUCAGCGAUGUCUCGUUUCUUCGCCACCGGGUCUGACAGCGAGUCGGAGGAGUCGUCAUCCGCCGAUGAGAUCACCCCUAAAGCGCCCGGGACGACCUUCAAGCAGUCACUGCUUCUUAGUGACGAUGAGGAGGAUACUAAAAGAGUGGUGCGUAGCGCCAAAGACAAAAGGUUUGAAGAGUUGACGAACUUCAUAAAGACGAUCCGCAACGCCAUGAAGAUCCGUGACAUGUCCAAGUGUCUGGAGGAGUUCGAGCAGCUGUGUCGGGCCUUCCUGAAAAGCAAGAACAUAGUGGACAAAGAAGGAGUUCCUCAGUUCUACAUCCGCCUGCUGGCCGACCUGGAGGACUACCUCAACCAGCUCUGGGAGGACAAAGAGGGCAAGAAGAAGAUGAACAAGAACAACGCGAAGGCCCUGAGCACCCUGCGCCAGAAGAUCCGCAAAUACAACCGAGACUUUGAAACUGAAAUUGCUGCUUACAAGGAGAACCCACAAGAGUCUGCAGAUGAGGAGGAGGAGAAGGAGCAGGAGGAUUCUGGCUCCUCGUCUGAGAGCGACGACGACGACGAUGAUGUGGGGGAGGAAGUGUCGGCAAAAUCCUUCCUGAAGAAAAAACCUGAAGGCCCCUCAGAGGCGAGCAAAUUCCUCAAGUCUGCCAAGGGCUCUGGGGACGAGUCGACUUCUAGUGAUGAAGACGACGAUGAUGAAGACUGGGGUGGCGACACCGAGGAGAGCGGCAGCGAGAGCUCGGAUGACGAGGAAGGGAAGAGCAAAUCUCUGGCCACUGUUUUCCUCAAGAAGGUGGCCGACAAAACCAGCAUCAAGAAGGGCGAGAAGAAGAAGAAGCAGAAGAAAGAGCGAGGUGGGGAUCUGCAGGAGGGCGAAGGAGAUGAAGAAGGCUGGGAGAAGGUUAAAGGAGGCGUCCCUCUGGUUAAGGAGAAACCAAAGAUGUUUGCCAAAGGCACAGAGAUCAACGUUCCUGUGGUGGUGAAGAAACUCAAUGAGAUCCUGCAAGCAAGAGGCAAAAAGGGAACAGACAGGGCUGCUCAGAUCGAGCUGCUCCACGCUCUGGCAGUCAUCGCUGCUGAGAAUAAUCUGGGCCAAGGCAUCCUGGUCAAGAUCAAGUUCAACAUCAUCGCCUCUCUGUACGAUUACAACCCCAACCUGGCAGCCUUCAUGAAGGCCGACAUGUGGAAGAAAUGCCUGGAUUGCAUCGACGAGCUGCUGGACAUCCUGUUUGAACACAACGACAUCUUCAUCGGGGAAAACAUCGCAGAGGACAGCGAGAAUCUGAUCAUCUCCGAUCAGCCUUUCAGGGUGCGCGGGUGUGUCCUGACGCUGGUGGAGAGGAUGGACGAAGAGUUCACCAAGAUCAUGCAGAACACCGACCCUCAUUCACAAGAGUACGUGGACAACCUGAAAGAUGAAGGUCGGGUUUGCGGCAUCAUCGAUCGGCUGCUCUCCUACUUGGAGAACAAAGGAUCCACAGAGGAGAUCUGCCGCGUCUACCUGCGGAGAAUCAUGCACACCUACUACAAGUUCGACUACAAAGCCCACCGCCGCAGCCUCGGCCUGCAGGGAGAAACCAAGGUGAGGCAAG
Molecule: messenger RNA, 1769 nt
Organism: Poecilia latipinna (sailfin molly)
Lineage: Eukaryota; Metazoa; Chordata; Actinopteri; Cyprinodontiformes; Poeciliidae
Product: eukaryotic translation initiation factor 3 subunit C-like
Exons: 14
Biological process (GO): translational initiation
Cellular component (GO): eukaryotic translation initiation factor 3 complex
Molecular function (GO): translation initiation factor binding; translation initiation factor activity; RNA binding
Source: RefSeq, a predicted model, not a curated record